This is a messenger RNA of Empidonax traillii (willow flycatcher), 7309 nucleotides long. It is a transcript of the gene ARFGEF3, whose product is annotated as ARFGEF family member 3. Gene Ontology annotation, molecular function: guanyl-nucleotide exchange factor activity. The record is from RefSeq and is a predicted model, not a curated record. Gene Ontology annotation, biological process: regulation of ARF protein signal transduction. The transcript is spliced from 36 exons. Lineage: Eukaryota; Metazoa; Chordata; Aves; Passeriformes; Tyrannidae. The coding region runs from base 303 to 6938 and encodes 2211 amino acids.
GCCAAGCCCGGCCCCAGCCCCGCUGCGCCACCGGGGCCUGCCCGGGGUGGGAGAGGAGGAGGAGGAGGAGGAGGAGGAGGGACUCCGCAGCGGCAACAACUGACGUGUCCCCGCCAUGGAGCUCGGCGUGAUUCAUCAGCGGCGGCGGGGCGGCAGCGGGAUGCCGCGCUCCGCUCCCGCGUAGGCACUGCUGCGGCGGGGGCAGCCCCGGCACCGCUCUGCCGCCCGCACCGCCCUCCUCCUCCUGCUCUCCGCCUGCUUCUCUUCCCCCGCGGCUAGGCGAAGAUCCCGAGGGAGGCAAGAUGGAAGAAAUCCUGCGAAAGCUGCAGAAGGAGGCGUCGGGGAGCAAGCACAGGGCCAUCAAGGAGAGCUGCACCUGGGCCAUCGAAACCUUGGAUUCUCCUGAUGCUGCUAUCAAGAUACCUCCGUAUCAGCUAAGGGAGAAGUGUCUUCUUCCUCUUCAACUGGCUCUGGAAUCCAAGAGCAUGAAGCUGGCCCAACAGGCUCUAGCAGGGAUGCAGAAGCUGCUGUCUGAUGAGAGGUUUGUAUCCGUGGAAACAGACUCAGAUGAGAAACAGUUGCUUAAUCAGAUGCUGAAUGCCGUCAAAGUGACUCCUUCACUCAAUGAAGACCUGCAAGUUGAAGUGAUGAAGGUCCUGCUCUGUAUAACAUAUACCUCUACAUUUGAACUGAAUGGGAGUUCAGUGCUGAAGAUUGCUGAGGUUUGCAUUGAGACAUAUGUAUCUAGCUGUCACCAGCGGAGCAUUAACACCGCUGUGCGGGCAACCCUCAGCCAAAUGUUGAGUGACUUGACUUUACAGUUACGACAAAAGCAAGAAAACAUGACAAUUGAAAACCAUGACACCCUGCAAAAAUUCAAGAGUCAAGGUACUUCAGUGGAGUCUCUUUGUGAUGAUGUUGUGUCUGUCCUCACUGUGCUCUGUGAGAAGCUCCAGGCUGUCAUAAAUGACAAUCGGCAACUUCAGCUUCUUUACUUGGAGUGCAUCCUUUCCAUGUUAAACAGCUCCUCUCCCAGCAUGCACCAGCACAAAGGAUUCACUGAUCUAAUAUGGAAGCAACUGUGUCCAGCCCUAGUAGUAAUAUUGGGAAAUCCAAUCCAUGACAAAACUAUCACCUCUGCCCACAGCAGCAUCUGUCUUGAGGCUGAUUCACCUUCUUCAGGGCUCUCUGAUCAUGGCCGAGGUUCAGGCUGUUCAUCCACAGCACCUGCCCUUAGUGGGCCUGUUGCACGGACCAUAUAUUAUAUUGCAGCAGAACUAGUUCGACUGAUGGGGUCAGUGGAAUCAAUGAAACCUGUGCUACAGUCUCUGUAUCACCGGAUUUUGCUUUACCCUCCACCUCAACAUCGAGUAGAAGCCAUCAAAAUUAUGAAAGAGAUACUUGGCAGUCCUCGUCAGCUUUGUGAUUUGGCAGGGCCCUGCUCUUCUGAGUCAGAAUCCAAGAAGAGGUCUCUUUCUAAAAGGAAGUCCCAUCUGGAUCUUCUCAAGCUUAUCAUGGACGGGAUGACGGAAGCAUGCAUCAAAGGUGGUAUUGAAGCAUGCUAUGCCUCAGUAUCCUGCGUCUUUGCCCUGCUUGGAGCAUUAGAUGAGCUGAGCCAGGGGAGGGGUCUUAGUGAAGAGCAGGUCCAGCUGCUACUCCAGCGCUUAGAAGAAUUGAAGGAUGGGACUGAGACAAGCAGGGACUCCAUGGAGAUCAAUGAUGCUGACUUCAGGUGGCAGAGGCGCAUCCUGUCCUCGGAAAAUCCUGCCUGGGAAUCAGGAAAUGAAAAGAGUCCUGAUAUUAGCAUUAGUGUUACCACAGACACUGGUCAGACUACUUUGGAAGGGGAUAUGGGACAGACGACUCCAGAGGAUAAUCCAGAAAGUCAAAAAAACUCACUGCCAUCUCCAGCUGGACAUGAAAGCAAAGAGAUUCAUUAUAGAGAACCAGAGUCAGAAACCACUGACCAGCCAGAUGUUGUUCAAAGAAGCCACACCAUAGUCUAUCCAGAUAUAACUAAUUUCUUAUCAGUUGAUUGCAAGACCCGGUCCUAUGGAUCCAGAUACAGUGAAAGUAACUUCAGUGUAGAUGACCAGGACCUUUCUAGGACUGAGUUUGAUUCAUGUGAUCAGUAUUCCAUGGCAGCAGAAAAGGAUUCAGGCAGGUCUGAUGUCUCAGACAUAGGCUCUGACAAUUGCUCCCUGGCUGAUGAGGAGCAGACACCACGGGAUUGUCCAGGUCACAGGUCCUUACGUACUGCUGCUCUCUCUCUGAAAUUGCUGAAAAGCCAAGAAGCGGACCAACACAGUGCACGGCUGUUUAUCCAGUCACUUGAAGCUCUCCUUCCUCGGCUAAUAGCUCUUCCCAGCAUAGAAGAAGUGGAUGGAGCACUGCAGAGCUUCUCUUCAACAUUCUGCUCAGUUACUCACCUUAUCCACGCCCCCAAAGUGACGACAGUGGAAAGUCCGAGAAGGCAGCAGCACAGAGCUUUCAAACCCUCACGAGGUAUGAUGCACUCACCAGGAUUUGAGGGAAACCUAAAUUUCAACUUCCAGACUCUAAUGAAUGCAGACAGUCUCUACGUGGUAUCACAUUACACUCUGCUGCUCAACCUGAAAUUGGCCAACUCAGAUUACUACAGGAAGAAGCCUGCCCAAGCCCCUGUGUUGCUGAAGGAGUUCAUGAAGCAGGUCCAGUCCAGUGGAGUGUUGAUGGUUUUUUCCCAGGCCUGGGUUGAAGAACUGUACCACCAGGUACUAGAAAGGAACAUGCUGGGGGAAGCUGGAUACUGGGGAAGCCCUGAGGAGCACAGUCUUCCACUUAUCAGCAUGCUGACUGACAUUGAUGGCUUGGGAAGCAGUGCAAUUGGUGGCCAAUUGAUGUCAUCUGCUUCAGCUCAAUCUCCUCUUUCCCAAAACCGGAAGACAGAUGAUUCUGUUAUUGCAGGAGUUGCUUUUGCCCGAUACCUUUUAAUUGGCUGUUGGAAGAACUUGAUUGACACUUUGUCCACCCCACUGACCGGCCGCAUGGCAGGCAGCUCCAAGGGGCUGGCCUUCAUCCUGGGAGCAGAAGGAGCCAAGGAGCAGAACCAAAAGGAGAAGGACUCCAUCUGCGUGAGUCUGGAUGGACUGAGGAGGGCAGCCCGGCUGAGCUGUGCUCUAGGAGUUGCUGCUAACUGUGCAUCUGCUCUUGCCCAAAUGGCUGCUGCUUCCUGUGUCCAAGAAGAGAAAGAGGAAAAAGAAAUCCAAGAACCCAGUGAUACUAUAGCUCAAGUGAAACAGAAAGUGGAGCAGAAACUGGAGCAGAUGGGGAAAAUGCAGGGAGUCUGCCUGCACACUGCUCAUGUUUUGUGUAUGGAUGCAGUCCUUAAUGUGGGUCUGGAGAUGGGAAGCCACAAUCAAGACUGUUGGCCUCAUGUGUUCAGGGUAUGCGAAUACAUCAGCACUCUGGAGCACACCCACUUCAGUGAUGGUGCUUCCCAGCCCUCCCUUACCAUCACCCAGUCACAGCAGGCACCUGGAGGGCUACACCUGGACUCUGAACCUGGUGACUCUCCUCAGGCACUCACCCCCGAGCCAGAGAGCACCCUGAGCAGCCAUCCUGUCAUUCAGCCAGUUUCUAUCCAGGAUCUCAUCAAGGACAACAGUAAGGGCAGAGCUUUUGAAUUCCGUGGAGGCAGUCUGCUAUGUGGGACCAGUGCUGCCAAGGCUGUUCUCACGCUCUCCACACAAGCUGACAGGCUCUUUGAAGAUGCUGCUGACAAGUUAAACUUGACGGCACUGGCAGGCUUCCUUUACCAGCUCAAGAAGGCUUCUCAGGCUCAGCUUUUCCAUUCAGUCACAGAUACAGUUGAUUACUCACUAGCAAUGCCAGGGGAAGUAAAAUCUACCCAGGACAGGAGAAGUGCACUUCACUUGUUCCGACUUGGUGAUGCCAUGCUCAGAAUUGUAAGGAGUAAAUCUCGCCCGUUGCUCCACCUCAUGCGCUGCUGGAGCCUGGUGGCACCUCACCUUGUAGAGGCUGCCUGUCAUAAGGAGAGGCAUGUGUCUCGGAAGGCUGUCUCCUUCAUCCAUGACAUCCUGACUGAAGUGCUGAUGGACUGGAAUGAGCCUUCUCACUUUCACUUUAACGAGGCGCUUUUCCGCCCCUUUGAGCGCAUCAUGCAGCUAGAGCUGUGUGAUGAGGAUGUCCAAGACCAGGUGGUCACCUCUAUAGGAGAGUUGGUGGAAAUGUGUUCUACCCAGAUCCAGUCAGGAUGGAGACCCCUAUUCAGUGCCCUGGAAACAGUGCACAGCAGCAGCAAGUCAGAGGUUAAAGAGUACCUUGUAGGAGAAUACUCUAUGGGGAAACGCCAGGCUCCGGUGUUUGAUGUCUUCGAAGCAUUUCUAAACACAGACAGCAUCCAGGUCUUUGCCAAUGCUGCCACCAGUUAUAUUAUGUGCCUUAUGAAGUUUGUCAAAGGACUGGGGGAAGUAGACUGUAAGGAGAUGGGUGACUGUGUGCCAGGAUCAGGAUCUGCAUCUACAGACUUGUGCCUUCCUGCGCUUGAUUACCUCAGGAGAUGUUCUCAGUUGUUAGCCAAAAUCUAUAAAAUGCCCUUGAAACCCAUCUUCCUCAGUGGUCGGCUGGUUAACUUGCCCCGAAGAGCGCAGGAACAGUCAGCCAGCAGUGAGGAUGGUAUUGAAUGCAUCCUUUCUGACUUUGAUGAUGACACCGGCCUUAUCAAUGUCUGGAUUAUUCUGCUGGAAGAAUUAACAACUGCCAUAUCCAACUGUCCCCGUCAACACCAGCCUCCUACUUUGGAUCUGCUCUUUGAACUGCUGAGGGACGUUGCCAAAACACCCGGACCAGGAUUUGGCAUUUACGCAGUUGUACAUCUUCUUCUUCCCACGAUGUCUCUUUGGCUCCAUCGCAGCCAUGGUGACCAUUCUUACUGGGAUGUAGCAUCUGCUAAUUUCAAGCAUGCCAUUGGCCUUUCCUGUGAACUUGUAGUGGAGCACAUUCAAAAUUUCAUACACUCAGAUAUUGGUUAUGAAAAUAUGAUCAAUACUAUGCUGAAAGAUCUUUUCAAGUUGCUGGUAGCCUGUGUAGCAGAACCAACAGAAAUUAUUUCCAGAGUUGGCUGCUCUUGUAUCAGGUACGUGUUAGUGACAGCAGGGCCUGUUUUUACUGAAGAGAUGUGGAGGCUUGCCUGUUGUGCCUUGCAGGAUGCCUUCUCUGCCACUCUGGAGCCAGUAAAGAACCUGCUGGGCUAUUUCCACAGUGGUUCUGAAAGCUUUAGUGGAGAUGCCUGUGAAGUGAAGGUGGCAGCCCCCUCCCUCUCGCCAAGUGCUGAAGCUGAAUACUGGAGAAUCAGAGCCAUGGCACAGCAGGUCUUCAUGCUGGAGACUCAGUGCUCUCCAAAGACCCCUAGCAACAAGGAAGGGUUUGAACAUGCCCAGUCAUGUGUACUCAUCAUUGACUUGCCACCAGAUAAGAAACCAAAUGGGCAUAGCCAGAGAAGGAAGCUGGGUAUUCCUUUCAGGACGAUAGUGGUAAGCUUGCUGUCCCACCAAGUACUACUCCAGAAUUUAUAUGACAUCUUACUGGAAGAAUUUGUGAAAGGCCCUUCUAACUUGGAGGAGAAAACAACAAUACAAGUACCAGAAAACAAGUUGGCUGGUUUUCUCAGGUACAUUUCCAUGCAGAACCUGGCUGUCAUCUUUGACUUACUGCUGGACUCCUACAGAACAGCCAGAGAGUUUGACACGAGACCUGGUUUGAAGUGUUUGCUGAAAAAGGUGUCUGGCAUUAGUGGAGCUGCCAACUUGUAUCGACAGUCAGCAAUGAGCUUCAACAUCUACUUCCAUGCCUUGGUCUGUGCAAUCCUGACAAAUCAGGAGAACAUCACUGCAGAGCAAGUGAAAAAGAUCCUCUUUGAAGAUGAUGAGAGAAGCACAGACUCAUCACAGCAGUGUUCUUCAGAAGAUGAAGACAUUUUUGAAGAGACUGCCCAGGUCAGUCCUCCCCGAGGGAAGGAGAAGAGGCAGUGGAGGGCUCGAAUACCAUCUCUGAGCGUGCAGCCCAUCAGCAAUGCGGACUGGGGGUGGUUAAUCAAGCGGCUUCAUAAGCUCUGCAUGGAACUCUGCAACAACUAUAUCCAGAUGCAUCUGGACCUGGAGAAUAAUGUAGAGGAGCCUUCAGUGUUCAAAGGUGACUCCUUCUUCAUUUUACCAUCUUUUUACUCAGAAACUUCCACCCCAUCAACUGGAGGGCUAUCUGGAAAGGACACACCAUCGGAGGAUGACCGGAGUCAAAUCAGGGACCAACUGGGAGACAGCCUGACGCCUCGAGGAGGGAGUGGAGAAAUGUUGCUGCUCCCCCCACCCUUAAGUCCUAAACCAGAGAAAAAAGAGCAAACCAAGAAAAAAGAAUGGUGGGAGAGUGCUGGCAACAAGAUCUACACCAUAGCCACUGACAAAACCAUCUCCAAGCUCAUGACAGAAUACAAGAAGAGAAAGCAGCAACAGCAGGCCAUGACAUCCUUCACCAAAGAGGUCAAAGUGGAAAAGAAAGGGGAGCUCCUGGGUUCAAGAGGGCCAGACUCACCCGUGCUCCAGCGGCCACAACAUCUUAUAGAUCAAGGUCAGAUGAGGCAUUCAUUCAGUGCUGGUCCAGAGAUCCUGAGACAAGAGAAGAGACCACGCUCAGGAUCUACAGUCAGCUCCUUGAAUAUAUCUGUUAGGGAUGCUGAGGCCCAGAUACAGGCAUGGACCAACAUGGUGCUGACAGUUCUCAACCAGAUUCAGGCCCUGCCAGAUCAAACUUUCACAGCCCUGCAGCCAGCAGUGUUCCCCUGUAUCAGCCAGCUGACUUGCCACGUGACAGAUAUCCGUGUCCGCCAGGCAGUACGGGAAUGGCUGGGAAGAGUGGGCCGAGUUUACGACAUCAUCAUUUAAACCAAGCAGUGCUCUGUUGCAAAGGGCAACAAGGUAUACAGCAAAGAAGUAUUUGGGGUUCAUUAGUUGCCUAUUUGUUGGUCAUAAAUUAAGAAACAAUGACCUUGUUGAUUUAUGUCAUCCACUUGAGAUUGUGUGUUCCUCGCUCACACUAGCAAAGGAGGCAAAACAUGAGUCUGUCCAAGUAUCUGGCAUGGCCCCAGAACCCAGAAACUACCAGUAAAUCAGUCUGGUACCUGAAGGGGUGAUACAUUUCAGUACCCUUCAUUUUAAUUCAAAUUUGUGACUUGUGGGAGCCACAAGAAACUGCAGCAAAACUUCCACACUCGCAAUUAGCUGUGAAUGCAACUGUCACGUGGAUGUCAAACCAG